CUCGGAGGAUCCUUGUUCAACAUUUUGACGCGUCUUUGUCGGCAAUGGACGUCGCGAACUUCCCAAUGUGGCCCUUGUGUGGUUCACUCGAUGGGCCGUAGAUCCCGAGAGCAUGAAGAUGCGAGGAAUACAAAUGCCAGGUCGGUGGCACCUGGUUCAAUGCUGCUGACAAUUGAGAUUGUACCAUUUUGACCAAGAUGCUUUCUUCCUUGUUCAAUGCUGUCGCAUUGGCUCUCGUAGCUGAUGUCGCAUCUGCUGCUGCCGUCAGUAACGUCGCCAACUCGAAGACUGCUGGCUCUACGGCUUCGGAUGUCUUCCCUCCUGCAAGCACCAAAGCGAACACCUCCCUGUUCCCCGAUGAGUCAGUUGUUGGCUUCCCUGGACCUACCCCGACCGGAAAAGAGGCAGCCGCUGCCCAAACUGCACCUCUGUACCCAUACAACUCAGGCGCUGCACAGUCGUUCCCUCUGGCUGUCCCUCAGCCUCAUGGUUCUUCUGCUUUCGGCGACAAGUUCGACAUCACCAAGUACUGGGGUAAUCUUAGUCCUUGGUACUCGGUCUCAUCUGCCGACUAUGGUCUGCCAGAAGCCAACCCCUUGAUCCCUGAGGGUUGCACCAUCAACCAGAUGUUGUUGCUAUACCGUCACGGUGCCCGUUACCCUACCAGUGGUGCUGGUCCUUCCACUUUUGCGCAAAAGGUGCACAAUGCCACUGUCGCUGGCUUCAAUGUCACAGGAGACUUGACAUUCUUGGCCGAUUGGACCUACAAGCUCGGUGCUGAGCUUCUUACUCCCUUUGGUCGCAGUCAAAACUUCCAACUCGGUGUUGAGUACCGUCAGCUGUACGGUGAGCUUCUCAACAACUUCACCGAGCAGGAUGCUCUGCCCGUCUUCCGUACUCAAUCGCAGGACCGUAUGGUCAAGACUGCUGAGAACUUUGCUGCCGGUUUCUUCGGUGUGCCCGAGUACUUGAACCAGGUCAACAUCGAGAUUCUCGUGGAAAACUCGACUGUAAAUAACUCCGGUGCCCCUUACGAGGUCUGCCCUAACUCCAACAUUGCCACUCGUGGUAGCAUCGGUAGCGCUUUGGCCGCCAAGUUUGCCAACAAUGCUUUCAACGCUACUCUCGCCAGACUGAAUGCUCAAGUCUCUGGUGCUCUCAACUUCACUGCCACAGACGCCAUCGAGAUGCUCCAGCUCUGCUCUUAUGAGACCAAUGCUUUGGGCUACUCCAAGUUCUGCGGCCUUUUCUCCGAAGAGGACUUCAUCAACUACGAGUACUACUACGAUCUGUCUUUCUACUACAACAACGGACCUGGUUCGCCAGUUGCUGCCGCCCAGGGCAAGGGUUUCCUGCAAGAGUGGCUUGCUCGCUUCACCCACACCUACCCCGAUGCGACCUCCGCUCUGAACAAGACUUUCGACAACUCAUCAACCUAUUUCCCUCUGAACCAGUCCAUCUACGCUGAUGCCACCCACGAGGUCGUCGUUCUCGACACUCUUACCGCCUUCAACCUAACCGCCCUGUUCAACGGCCCUGCCCUCAGCCCCACCGGCAACCAAGGAACCAACUCCUUUGUCGCAAGCAAGCUCGUUCCCUUCGCCACCCACUUCACCACUCAAAUCAUGACCUGCCCUUCCAGGAACCAGACCAAGCAGAUUCGUUUCUUGGUCAAUGAUGCUGUGGUUCCUGUUUCGGAUUCCCACCCUGGCUGUCCCGUUGACAAGGAUGGCCUUUGUGGUUUCGACACCAUGGUCAGCAUUUUGCAGAAGAGAGUUCAGGAGAUCAACUACAACUACGACUGCUUUGCCAACUACACUGCUACUCCUGGUGUCAACUACAAUGGUCGCGCUCCUGCUAUGUAAAUUCGCGAUCUGGGCAUCGUUCUUCAUAUCAUGUAUAUAAUCAGACAUGAGCUUUCUGAAAAAGCGUCCUUACACUACUCACCCAUUCAGUCUCCUACUUGCAUGUAGUCAGGAAUGAUGAUGCCAAACUUUCGGCUAUUAGUUGGUGGAACAAUCAUCGACCUGCAAGCAGAAUCCACGAAAUGAUAGACCCCAUGAUUGCUGUGUAGACGAGUAUGAUGGUAAAGGUAAACUCGACCAAGAGGAGAUAGAGGAACAAUAUAUGCUGCCCAAGACGAACGACUCGGAUUCGGAGUCGGAACAUGCAAGGGCAUCAUGUCGCGUAUGGCCUAAGUUAAGACAAAAGAUUGGACGAAAGAAUGGCAUUGUUUUCCACUAGCGG
Messenger RNA from Aureobasidium pullulans EXF-150, 2247 nucleotides. RefSeq names its product phosphoglycerate mutase-like protein. The transcript is spliced from 3 exons. Gene Ontology annotation, molecular function: acid phosphatase activity. Lineage: Eukaryota; Fungi; Ascomycota; Dothideomycetes; Dothideales; Saccotheciaceae. The record is from RefSeq and is a predicted model, not a curated record. Bases 198 to 1865 code for a protein of 555 amino acids.